Molecule: messenger RNA, 2202 nt
Organism: Exophiala viscosa
Lineage: Eukaryota; Fungi; Ascomycota; Eurotiomycetes; Chaetothyriales; Herpotrichiellaceae
Product: major facilitator superfamily domain-containing protein
Exons: 1
Coding region: 338-1966 (542 amino acids)
Biological process (GO): transmembrane transport
Cellular component (GO): plasma membrane
Molecular function (GO): transmembrane transporter activity
Source: RefSeq, a predicted model, not a curated record
GAAGCAUGGUCGGGCAUAGCCAAGACUGGGAAGGUAGAGAGUCGACCCGUGAGUAGGAGAUUGUCCUAGGGUACCUUGGUUAUUCGGCACGAUGAAAGCCAAAAACUGGGGAAGUGUCUGGGGAAAUCCACCUGAAUAGGAGUAGUGUGGCUACUCCGAAAGUCUCCACAUCACUGGUCAAGUAUAUCGAGCGACCGACCUCCGGCAUUGAUCAAAACACUCUUAAGACCAUAAGCACUUGCCAGCCAAAAGACUUUGAACAUAUCAGCCAAGAGAGCUGGGAACGAAUUUGCUCUUCCUUCCCACGUUCAGGACCUUGACCAUCAAGGCAGCCACUAUGGGCUUCGGCGUCCUCGAGCCUUCCUCCACGGAAGUCGUUCAGGGGAGCAUCCACCUCUUCGACGAUGCCAGCUCCUCGGUCGACAAUACAACACAUCUGAAGCACAGCAAAGAUGGUAAAAUCGUUCUGGCCCCUCAACCAUCUGACUCGCCCAACGACAUCCUGAACCUGCCUCUUUGGCGUCGCGACCUGAUGUACUGGAUCAUCAUCCUGGGCACAGUGUUCUCCGGCAUUCACGGACCAAUCCUCACUCCCAUCACGCUCGACCUCGCUGCCCAAUGGGACAAAUCAGUCAACGAUAUCGCACAAUUGUCCUCGUAUCUCCUCCUUGUCAUCGGUGCUUGUUGCGUAAUCUAUGGGCCACUUGCCAUCAAGUAUGGCAAGCGCAUUAUAUAUAUCGUCGGCACCGCCACGCUCGUUGCAGCAGAUAUCUGGGCCGCUCGUGCAACAUCGUACAACAGCAUGAUGGGUGCGCGAUGCUUGUCUGGAAUCGGUCAAGGAGCCUAUGAAGCUUUGUCGCUAGCCAUGAUACCCGAUCUGUUCUUCGUACAUGAGCGUGGCACCCGGGUUACGCUGUUCCUCUUGUGCUUGGAGACGGGUGUCUUCUUGGGUGUACCGAUCGGGACGCAGAUCGUGCUAAACUCUGGCAUCGAAUGGUGUUUCGGAGGCUUGGCCAUUGGAGAGGCUGUCAUCCUGGUUGGCCUCAUUUUCUUUGUGCGAGAGCCCGGCUUUGGACGAACUCACAUGGAUCCGCUGGCGCACGUGCCCGAAGAGGUGAUCCUUGACGUUGUGCAUAAGACGGGGUUCGACCACAAGGAAAUAGCUACCGCAGGUAAUCCGGAGACAUCAGCACAGACACCAGGUACCCCGGAACGCCCGAAAACCUACAUGCAGUGGGUUAAUCCGUGGCAAGGAGUCUUAGGCCAGGAGAAUAUCCUCAAGUCGGCCAUUCGAACAUUUACCUUGGCGCUGCAUCCAACAAUAUUUUGGGCGUCGAUCGCGGCGUUGCCGAUGUCGUGGGCAGUUGGCAUCUCAUUCACGCUCGCGCUGGAGUUGUCACCCCCGCCUUAUAACUUCACCCCGACCGGUCUUGCCAACCUGUACAUCGCAGCGUGGCUGGGCAUAACCUUUGCGGUUUUCAUUGGUCUUGCAACCAUUGAUCCAAUCUCCAAGUUGAUGGCGAGACGCAACAAGAACAUCUUCGAGCCCGAAUUCCGGCUAGUCAUGCUCUUUCCCGCCCUCAUUGUCGCAGGCAUUGGAUUCAUUGGCUGGGGAUGGGCAUAUGAAGCUCAAGUCCAUUGGAUCGGCCUGGCUAUCUUACUGCUUCUUGCGAACGGUGGUGCUGUUCUUGGGAAUGCUGCAAUCAUUGGAUAUGUGGUCGACGCACACCGCAACUGGGCAAAUGAGUCGCAGGUCAUACUAUUCGCGUGGAAGAACUUCUUCCCUUUCACUAUGGGGUACUGGUUCGUUCCGUGGUUCGUCAAGGAUGGACCUAAGAAGACGUGGGCUGCCGUUGGCGCUCUCGUCGUUGUCCUGUACUCAUGUGGAGCCAUUUUCUAUGUUUUUGGGAAGAGAAUGAGGGCUUUCUGGCAGGAGAGAUCAUUCUUGGGAUUUUCCGGAAAGUAAGACUGAACGAGGUUGAUCGCAAGUGAGGCGAGCACCGCAAGGUCGGUAGGGAGGUUUUGUGUAUUGUAGAUCUCCGCGGUCAGCAUGAAUGAGUGAGUUGACCUCCGAGGAGAUUUGACUGUUGCCGAGGAAAGUCAAGCGAGAGAUAUUGUACCUGCGAGCCCCCUGGAGGACUAGAAUUACUAAGUAACCUACCACAACCUCUACUCAUCAGUCAUGGUCGGCGUGAUCGCCAA